AUGGUCAAUAUCCUGCCGGUCCUCCUGCUGUGCCUCCUCCACCAGGUCCAAGGCCAAACCCACAACACCACCACUACAACCAACGCAACAACUCCAGCACCCGAGGAGACCUUCGAGUACCUCGUGAAGUUCGUCUUCGGCCUCGAAACCGAGAAAAUCCCCGGCUACCUGCUGGACACCAUCUUCAACGGCUCCGCCAACACCACCACCGAGGACAUGAUCGCUUUAUACGGCCUGCAGAACGUGAAUUUAUCUGCAACCGUGGAGGUUUUGGAGCGGUUGCGCUACGACACCUCCAGGAUAUUCAGCAUCGACGGUCUAUCGGUGUACCUCUCGCAGUUCCGCGUGGGGUUCAAGGACUUCUACAACUCGGUGUUGAUGGGGAACCUGGGGAUCACCGGGUUACCUUUGAGGAACUUCCUGGUGGCGUUCGGCGUGAGAACCGGGGAUUUCUCGGACGCCAUGACCUUCGGUGAGCCAGAUCCUUGGGAGGUUUUCAAGAGGGGCACCUUCAACGAAACCACUCUGGAGAUGGCGUUGGGGGCCAUCAACAGGACCAGAAACGAGCUGUUCGAAGCCUGCAGGGACCACGCCUUGGACAUCGUGAGGUCCAAAAGCAGGCGGGAGUUUCUGGAGAUACUGAAGUCGCACAAUUUCGAUCGAGUCGAGGCGAAGAAUCUCUGGGACAUCAUGGAGUUGGACGUGGAGAACGUGGAGAACGUCACCGCUUUUAAAGACCUACUGGACAACAUCAAACUAACGCUGGAAAAUUCUACUUUCCUGGGAGUUUUAACCGGCAAACGGGUGGCUGUAAACAAAGAUGUCUACUCGAGCAUCAAAGAGGAGUUGGAGUUGUCCAAAAUGUACGCCCAAUCGCCCUACGACAACACCACCGUCGAAGUCACCAUCGAUAAACCCCACUACAAAGACAUAGUGACUUUCAGCUUGGAGGAAGAUAAUUUCACCACGUUCAUCGAGGCGGCUACGAGCGAUAGAAAUCUGGAUAACUGCGUUUUUGUGACUCUGGAAAACGAGGCGGUGGUUCACAGACAGGUCGAGUCGGCUGUGAAGGAGGAGGAUGGGUUCGAGGUGGAGGCGGGAGAUUUGAAUAUCACGGAUUUGAUGCCAGGCAGUCCGUUGGUUUGUGGUAAUAAAGUGUACGGUUUGGCGAAGGAAAUCGAUGAUGAUCGAGUGAUUUUCGAUGGGUUCGGAAUCGAUUCGGGAUCGAUGAUGGCCGUGCUCAAUCCGGUUUUGGUUUUGGUGUGUUUGAUGGUUUAUUUGCAAUAG
Phyllotreta striolata is the source of this 1287-nucleotide messenger RNA. NCBI's taxonomy places the organism in Eukaryota, Metazoa, Arthropoda, Insecta, Coleoptera, Chrysomelidae. The record is from the annotation of a GenBank genome assembly.